Molecule: messenger RNA, 1839 nt
Organism: Parnassius mnemosyne (clouded apollo)
Lineage: Eukaryota; Metazoa; Arthropoda; Insecta; Lepidoptera; Papilionidae
Source: the annotation of a GenBank genome assembly
AUGGAUAACGGAGAAUAUGACACGCCAGUUGUUGAAGUUGUUAGGGGAAGAAAGUCUAGACGGCAACGCAACAGUCCGAAGACCUCUAAAUACACACAAGAAGGAAAAGACGGUCCAGAUUUAAACUGUGAUCAUCAUCUAGAUAUAACAAUAACAGGCUUUAAGAAAAGGUCAUUGUGCCAGGCAUUGAAACUUAGUUUCAAUGAUCUGAAAGAAUUUAGACGGAAACUAUACUUGAAUAGUACAAAAAUCGACCAAGAUAAAUUUUUGUUGAAGUACAUGCGCAUUUCUAUCCCCAAAAGACGAUCAAAAGUGACCAAGUCUGUAAACUACCGCAAAAUGUCAAUCGCUUAUUUUGUUCCUAUGGAGAAUGGAGCAGAAGUUCAGGUUUGUUCGAAAACUUUUCAAAAAAUAACAGGCACACAACGAAUGCGUCUCCUUCGAGUAGCUAAUGCAUUUCUGGCCACGGGUUCGCAACCAAAAGAGCGCCGAGGUGGUAAGAGCGCUAAACAGCUGGAAGCUAUAGCUGAGAUGACAGAUCUGAUAAAAAAUGACAUCAUGAAGUAUAAAUGUAGAGAAAGUCAUUAUUCUAGGAGCAAGUGUUCAAGAUCUUACUUACCUCCUGAACUGAAUUUAAAAAUAAUGUACGAGAAAUUCAUAGAAAACCAAAAGUCUAUUUCUGAAAAAACGUGCUCUUUGUCUAAAUACAAGUCAGUAUUUUACAAAAACUUUAAUUUAGGUUUCGGAAACCCUCAUGAAGAUACUUGUUCAGCUUGCAAGGAGUUUUUAAUUAAAAUAAAAAAUGAAAAGGAUUUAGAGAAGAAGAACAACAUUCGGACUGAAUAUCGCUUGCACAAGUUAAGGGCUAAAAAGUUCUUUAGUUUACUGAAUGAUACUGAAGAUGAUAAAGUUAUUAAAAUAUGUUUCGAUUGCCAGCAAAAUCAACCUUUACCAAAAUUAAGUGUUGGAGAGGUAUUUUACUCUCGUCAAGCUUGGCUAUAUAAUUUUUGUGUAAUGCAACAUAAACCUAAAACUAAACAAACCAAGGAUGGUAUAGAGUUUUAUGUUUGGUUAGAAAAUCAGAGCGGCCGAGGAGCUAAUGAGAUAGCUUCAGCACUUCAACAUUAUUUGAGAAACUUGGAAGAAAUAUGCCUAAGAGAAAAUAAAAAAGAUUUGAAGCUUGAACUGUAUUCAGAUUCUUGCAGCAGUCAGAAUAAAAACUUUAUUAUGUUAACUAUGUUAGCCAAUUUCAUGGCUUCUAGCAAGGUUUUUAAUAAACUGAGCCACAUUUUUCCUAUUCCAGGCCAUAGUUUUAUGCCUCCUGAUAGGGUAUUCGGAAGGGUGGAAAAAGACUACCGUCGACGUGAAGUGAUUGUCUCGCCAAAAGAGUACUAUUCAAUUUUAGGAAAACAUGGACAAGUCAACGAAUGGGGUAAAGAUUGGUAUACUUAUAACAUGAAAGCCACGGCAAAACGAAUGAUAAAGACAAAGCUACCAUUUAAGAUAUCCCAAACACGGAUAAUUCACUUUACUAAAGUCGGAUCACGAGUUUCAAAAAAUAUUGAAGUUGGUGUUCAAGAUGCAUAUUCUGCUGCGCCAGUGACCACUGAAAUAAAAAAGAAAAGAGUUAAAUCUUUUUCGAGAUUCGAUUGUGACCAAUUACCUAAAACUAAUAUGAUCUCAUUAAAGAAGAAAGCAGACGUCGAAAAUCUACUUAAAUUUUGUGACAUUUCUGAUGACCUUGAUGCUCGGGAAUUUUAUGACGAUGUGCUUCAGAGUUCUGGUCCUGACGAUGACAAUAUUAGACGUAACUACGACGACGAAGAACCUGUAUUAUAA